This is a messenger RNA of Gregarina niphandrodes, 999 nucleotides long. RefSeq names its product lipoate-protein ligase A. The record is from RefSeq and is a predicted model, not a curated record. Gene Ontology annotation, biological process: protein lipoylation. Gene Ontology annotation, molecular function: lipoyltransferase activity. The transcript has 2 exons. Bases 1 to 999 code for a protein of 332 amino acids. Gene Ontology annotation, cellular component: cytoplasm. Lineage: Eukaryota; Apicomplexa; Conoidasida; Eugregarinorida; Gregarinidae.
AUGGUGUUAGUGAUUGAGUCAGCACUAAAUCAGAUUCACAAGAACUUAUCCUUGGAGAAGGCGCUGCUGGCAACCUCAAAGGAGCCCUUAUUAUUCCUUUGGAGGAAUCGGGAUUGUGUGGUGAUUGGUCGGAACCAAAACCCGCACUCUGAGUGUAAUUUGCCUCUGUUAAAAAGGGAUGGGAUCGAUCUCUGUCGUAGACGAAGUGGUGGUGGUUGCGUCUUCCAGGACUUGGACAACAGUGUCUAUACUUUCGCUGUCCCCAUGCCCCGGGACUCGGCUGGACUUAAAGCUACGAACAACUCGGUCCUCGCCGAUACGCUUUACAAACUUACAGGGAAGCGACCAGAGAUUUCGGGUCGCAAUGACCUCUUAAUGGACGGUGCCAAAAUUAGCGGCGCGGCCUUCAAAGAGACACCGGAUAAAGCUCUCCAUCACGGAUGUCUUAUAAGGAACUCGAUCCUGGAUAAGAUUCCCGUCUACCUCACACCUAGCCCGCUCAAGUUUGUCGAUAAGGCGGGCACAGACAGUGUUCGUCAGCGAGUGACAAGCCUGUUGGAGUGUAGCGGUAAGCGCGUGAGCCACCGCGAGUUUUCGGAGGUGUUGGCGCAGUGUUUUGCGGAGCGAUACGGCCCGGUGUCGCGUCGUGUGAGUGUGCAACGGGAGGAGGAUGUGGGCAAGACGGCGGAAAGCGAGUUGGCAGCCGCGGCGACGCUGAAAGCAUACGAGGCGGAGUUGGCUGAGCUGACGGACCCGGUCUGGACAUUUGGGGCAACUGCGCCCUUUUCUGUGGCGAGCGGCGUCAAGACGGAGAAGGGGCUAUUGGAAUUGAGGUUUAAGGUGGAAAGGGACACCGUGACUGAUCUGCAGAUAUUUACGGACGCACUGGAGACAGGCUGGGCAGAAAACCUGCUACAACGUCUCAGACCCCGGGUCUGCGGAUUGGACAUAAAGUCCGCCCAAAAAUUCGUCCGGCGGCCAACGUUAUUUUCAUGCUGA